AUGGCGGCAGAAGUGACGGGAGUGCUGAUCAGAUCCGUUGUCGCUGUUAUCUUGUCGUCCCUGAUCACGCUUAGGGCUGUAAGGCGCAAGUCUCUGGAUCGCUCCGGAGCCGCGGCAGGUUUCGUAGUCUUGGCGAUUCACAUUGCCGCAGGGUACAGGUACACAUUUGCCCUUUUUUGCCGCUGGUGGAUAGUUUGUGUGCUUCUCCACUAUUCGUCACGUCCUUGAAUUCGAGAGCACAGGCAGUUUCUGGGAAUUUCGCUUGUACCGUGGCAGUGAUCCAUGUUUUUGCCGAUUGAAGGUUCGGCGCGCUUAUUUUGGCUUUCUUUUUUACCUCUUCACAAGCGACGAGAUUGGGGACAGAGGUGAAGCGGAGGCUUGAAGAUGAUUUCAAGGAGGGAGGACAGCGGAAUUGGUGAGUGAGCUCAUUAGCCUUGGGUUUCCUUUUUUCCAACGAAUUUACUGUCGAACAUUAAGUGGUAUACUUGGUUAAAUUUUCUCCUUAAUUGUGGAUCGAGCAAGUCUAGGUAUGCAAAUAAUAAGUUUCCACUUGGCCAGAGUGAUUUUGACCUUGACUCAUGAAAAUGAACAGAGUACCACCUUUAUUUCAGAUUAAAUAUCAGGAAAUUCCUUUCGCUUUCUGGCUGCGCCCAAAAUUUUUUUCUUGGAAUUAAUUUUUUUCAUACAGCAUCAGAUGCCAGCUCUCUAUGUGUGGAAUGACCACACGUCAAGCACAACGCGUGCUCUCUUAACAGGAUACCAUUGACAUACAUUUCCUUAGACUCCAACUAGGAUCCUUAUGGUUAAUCACAUAUUAAUGGAGCGUUCAAUAUUGUGUGGUACCUAAUGCCGAGAUUUAAUUGUUUACUUUUUAUAUCGAGCUCUGCCAGGGAUCUUGCUAUCAUUGUAUUUUAGUUUCUCUAAGAUGAGAAUAUUGAUGUCUUUAUCCAUAGGGUACAGGUUUUGGCUAACAGCACGAUUGCGACAUUCUUGGUGUUGAUAGUUGGAACAUUGACUCAUUGGCAAGCUUCCUGUUUAGAUGCGAGAGAGUCGAGGACAGUAACUGGUCUAGUUGGCGGCAUUAUUGGACACUAUGCCUGUUGCAACGGAGAUACAUGGUCUUCAGAACUCGGGAUUCUUAGUAACGCCCAGCCUCGGUUGAUUACGACCUUCAAGGUGAUAAAUUUUCUUCUGAGGCAUUGUAUCUUUCUAGUUAUAUUUAAGCUUCUUGUCGUCAGGGAAAAGAAUUAGGUUAAUGAAGAAAAUCAUAGAAUCUGUUUCCCUUCCUCAUUAUAUUCAUAUUUAUAAUGUAAUUACAUCUGACUUAUUUUAUUUCUCUCGAAUGCUUCUGCCCGUUUCAUUUAUUGUUUCUUCCUAUGAUUCAACAAACGAAAAUCUCAUGUUCUAAAAUAAAUAAAUUAGUUAAUGGUUAAUGGUACCACUUCCUUGUAAAUGUGUGAUUUACAUAGAUCCUUGGUUCGCAAGUCAUUCCAGGACAACGAUUAAUCAAAUAAUGGGAUCUCAAUUGUGGUUGUGAGAAUCCUGCGCUACCCACUGUUUAAACUAUUCGAUGGUGCGUGAUUUAUGUCUGCAUGAAUAUUCUCACUGAUUACAAUUUACAAACUGCGGUCCUGUUAUGCCAGAGAAGUCAAGCCCCUCCAAAAUCUUCAAUUCCCAAAAUCCUCAAACAUUCAAACGACAUCCCAGACAUGCCUCGCAUUACUUUUCAUCAACUGGAAUAAGAUAAUAUGGGUAUAUACCACUAUUAAAAUUUCAUCAAACAUUUAAAUAGGAGCUGUGAUUAAUUGAUAAAACUACGUCAAACCCAAGAGUAUAAAUUAAAAGAAUUGACUGCAUAGACUGUGAAUUUAAUAAAUUUAUGAUGAAGUUGAAACAAUUUUUUUAGGGCACAGUGGUAUGAUCCCAGGCCAAUAUAUAACCAGUUUAGGCAUCUAACUGGGAACCCAAAUAUCUCCUUUUAGAAUUUGGGUUUGCCAGUUGCCACCUAAUCCUGCGAACAUGUCCUCUCUUUUGGCCCCGUUCAUCUUGAUUUCACGCGAAGAUUUGCUCGUCAAUUCUAUGGUUUGAUACCGAUGAAAGCCUCAGUAACCGAUUAUCAUUCUUCACCGCAAUCAGAAAGUUCAAAGAGGUACGAAUGGUGGAGUUACAUUACAGGGACUCUUUGCGGCUGCAGUAGGCGGUGGAAUCAUUGGUCUUGCCUACGUCGUUACUGGAUUUCUAACCGCCAGAUGCUCGAGUGAAGCACUUCUGCGGCAACUCCUGGUGAUACCUGUUGCCACGGCCGCUGGUCUAUCUGGAAGUGUAAUCGACUCCUUGUUGGGUGCAACGCUCCAGUUCAGUGGGUUUUGCAGCAUUCGUCAGAAGGUACUUCAUUCUCCACCAUUUGGAUUUUUUUUGUCUAUUUUGGUAUUCAGUCUACCCUCUUCGUUUACAUAUGCCUCCUCGUGUUCGAUUUUGUGUUUCAUUGAUCGGCACGAGCCAUCACUAAACAGGGGAUGGCAAAUUUUCCCGGACUUUUUUCUGGAAAAAAAGAAGAAAAAAAGUUAGGAUUUUACUGUCUCUUUCCACCUAAAAGCUAUAUUUCAACCUUUUAAUUUAUUUAUUUUUGCGUCACUUUGAGCCCUUGUCGAUUUCAUCGCACAGCGCAGGUUUCCAUGAAUCGGUUCUUUAGAGCUUCAAGUCUCUCUAAAACGAACCUGGACAUGGGUGGGUUCCUAGGAACUAUCCAAUAGAGCUCAGGGGGCAAUCUCUUCCGAUCAGCUCUAAAUUUUAAUUAUUGAUUUAUUUUUGCCGUCUUUGUGAAGGUGGUGGGGAGACCCGGGCCCUCUGUGAAAAGGAUCUCGGGCAUGAGCAUACUGGACAACGACGCCGUGAACUUCGUCUCCGUGCUCCUGACCACAUUCCUCACUUCCGUCGCGUGCCUCUACGUCUUCUAA
This is a messenger RNA of Spirodela intermedia, 2957 nucleotides long. NCBI's taxonomy places the organism in Eukaryota, Viridiplantae, Streptophyta, Magnoliopsida, Alismatales, Araceae. The record is from the annotation of a GenBank genome assembly.